UGGAAAAAAAAAAAAAAACAUAACAGCCAAGAUGAGGAGGAUGAGGAAGAAAGGAAAUUAAAUAAAUUAAAAGCAUCCCAGAACUUAAAAUUACUACAAUAUGUGAGGUUAAAAAAGAAGGGAAUAAAUGCGGACAACUUAAGUAAUGAUAACAUAACCACACAGGAUGAAGAAAAUGAAAAUAAAUUGCACGAAAAACAUUUCACCAAAAAUGUUACGGAGAAGGAAAUCGAAGAGGCACACAUAGAAAAUUUUAUUCGAAAAAAUAUGGAUCAGUUUUACCAAGAAGCUAAGCGGAGCAACUGCAAAAGUGGCGCCGACGACGCUGUCAGCGUUGGUACCAACGAUGGUGAUUACGAUGGUGAUAACAAUGGUGAUAACAAUGGUGAUAACAAUGGUGAUAACAAUGGUGAUUACGAUGGCGAUUACAAUGGCGAUUACAAUGGCGAUUACAGUGGCGAUGCCCACGCAGGUCAUGACCCCGUGAAGGAUCUGUACAAACUGUCGGAUCACCUAAAAGUUAAAAGCUCGGUUGUCAGUAACCAGGAGAAGCUAAACUGCAUCACAGGCAUAACGGAGAUCCCCUUGCCCAUCGAGGUGAAACUCAAAAAUAUUGAAGAGACGGAAAAAAUCAAGAGGAAGCUCCUGAAGAAGGCCAAGCUUGUAAAUUGA
Messenger RNA from Plasmodium cynomolgi strain B, 672 nucleotides. RefSeq lists its product as hypothetical. The transcript has a single exon. Gene Ontology annotation, cellular component: spliceosomal complex. The annotation marks the transcript as partial. Gene Ontology annotation, biological process: mRNA splicing, via spliceosome. The record is from RefSeq and is a predicted model, not a curated record. Lineage: Eukaryota; Apicomplexa; Aconoidasida; Haemosporida; Plasmodiidae.